Messenger RNA from Penicillium malachiteum, 237 nucleotides. RefSeq lists its product as uncharacterized. The transcript has a single exon. The record is from RefSeq and is a predicted model, not a curated record. Lineage: Eukaryota; Fungi; Ascomycota; Eurotiomycetes; Eurotiales; Aspergillaceae. The coding region runs from base 1 to 237 and encodes 78 amino acids.
AUGAACCGGCCGCCUAUCUUCAAGCCUUCACCGCCAGCACACAUAUCCCCUAAACCUGGUAGCCAUCACCGGAAUGAUGUCCCAGAAUAUCGAAAGGGUAGAAAGACAUACUGCUUUAUCAACCCAUGGAUGACUGCCAUGAAGGAUAGAUCGGCCUCUCUUGACCCUGCUCAGACCGUCUCUGUCCGUGUGAAACGCACAGGGUACCCAGUUACCCUCGCUACCAGCGGGCUAUGA